This is a messenger RNA of Copidosoma floridanum, 477 nucleotides long. RefSeq names its product liver carboxylesterase 1. The record is from RefSeq and is a predicted model, not a curated record. NCBI's taxonomy places the organism in Eukaryota, Metazoa, Arthropoda, Insecta, Hymenoptera, Encyrtidae.
AUGGACACACGCCUUGCAGCACUGAUCCUGGCUCUGCUGGGCCUUUUCGGGCCCAGCGAGUGCAAGUACCGGCAGAAGAGGAUCGUCGGUGGCGUGACGGUUCCCACACCACCGGUGGACGACCCUCUGGUGUUUGUCAGGAAGGGCGACCUCGAGGCUCGCGUCUUCGGCACCCGCGACCCCAAAACCGGCUACUAUUUGUUCCGCGGUAUCAGGUACGCCGAGCCACCGGUCGGCAAUCGACGCUUCCAGCGUUCGGUGCCCCUGUACUUGGAAAACGAGGUGAACGCGACCGAGUGGGGCCCACCGUGUCCACAGCCAGGCGCCAACGGCGGAGUGAUCGGUAGCGAGGACUGUCUCUUUCUGAACGUCUUCACGCCCGCGCUGCCCGACGCCACCGACGGCUACCCCGUGCUCGUGUGGAUCCACGGCGGCAACUUUCGCCGCGGCGCGGCCACCCAGUNAGUAUUUCUUUGA